ACGAGGACGGCGUCGUUCACUCGCGCUCUUAUUUUGAAGCGCGUGCCCGCGCGCCGCUCUCGUGCUGCUGUUGGAGCGAAAUGGCGGACGGUGUGGAUCACAUCGAUAUUUACGCGGAUGUGGAGGAAGAGUUUAACCAGGAAGCAGAUUACCCUGUGCAUGAACAGAUAGACCUGUAUGAUGAUGUCAUCUCGCCAUCUGCCAAUAACGGAGAUGCUCCUGAGGACAGAGAUUAUCUGGACAACCUCCCAGCCCCAGGGGGCUCUGAGGGAAGCAAAGGGCCUCCAUCAAAUGUUGUCUACACUUACACAGGCAAAAGGAUCGCACUUUACAUCGGCAACCUCACCUGGUGGACCACAGAUGAAGAUCUAACAGAGGCCAUUCGCUCCAUAGGCAUUAAUGAUGUGCUGGAGAUCAAGUUUUUUGAGAACAGGGCUAACGGCCAGUCUAAAGGGUUUGCGCUGGUCUGUGUGGGUUCGGAUGCCUCCUCCAGGAAGCUGCUGGACCUGCUAUCUAAGCGAGAGCUGCAUGGACAGAACCCAAUUGUAACUCCCUGCAACAAACAGUCACUCAGCCAGUUUGAGCUGCAGUCACGAAAGAGUACUCAGUCAGGGCAGAUGUCGGGAGAGGGUAAGGCCGGGCCUCCAGGUGUGGGGCCCCGUGGUGGCUUCCCCCUGGGCAGGGGUCGAGGGCGUUUUCCAGGUCCUGCGGGCCCUGGCGGGGACCGGUUACCUGGACCUGUUGGACCUGGAGCACCCCUGCCAAACUUUCCAGGAGGUAUGCAAGGCCCCCCUCGACCACCACCUGGACCGCCAGGUCUGCCAUGCCCCCCUGGUCCCCCACCCCCUGGUCAAGGUCUUCCCCCGCCCCUCUCCGGCCCUCCCAACAGAGGCGACCGCCCUCCUCCGCCUGUCAUGUUCUCUGGUCAGUUUGGUCAACCCCCAAUGGGUCCCAUGCCCCCUGGCCCACCUCCACCAGGCUAUGGUCCUCCUCCAGGUCCACCCCCACCACAACAAGGCCCACCCCCUCCUGGCCCAUUCCCUCCCCGCCCACCUGGUCCUAUUGGUCCACCUCUGGCAUUGGCCCCUCCCCCUCAUAUGCGCGGCCCUCCUCCUGGUGGCCCACCCCCAGCCCCCCAUGUCAACCCUGCCUUCUUCCCUCCACCGGGGAACAAUAACAUGCCCUCAUCAGACAGCAGAGGCCCGCCUCCAAAUGACCCGUACGGACGCCCGCCUCCAUAUGACAGAGGAGAUUACGGCCCCGGCAGGGAUAUGGAUGCAGCUCGGGCCCCACUGAGUGAGGCAGAGUUUGAGGAGAUAAUGAACCGGAACAGAGCAAUUUCCAGCAGUGCUAUAUCAAGGGCUGUUUCAGAUGCCAGUGCAGCGGAUUACGGCAGUGCUAUUGAAACUCUGGUGACUGCCAUUUCAUUAAUCAAGCAGUCGAAAGUGUCAGCUGAUGACCGCUGCAAAGUUCUCAUCAGCUCCCUGCAAGACUGCCUGCAUGGCAUUGAGUCCAAAUCCUACGGCUCUGCUUCCAGCAGACGAGAGCGUUCCCGGGAGAGAGACCACAGCCGUUCUCGUGAGAAAAGCCGCCGUCACAAGUCUCGCAGCCGUGAUCGGCACGAGGACUAUUACCGCGAGCGCAGCCGUGAGCGUGACCGCCACCGUGAGAGAGACCGUGAUCGCGAGAGAGACCGCGACAGAGAGAGGGAAUACCGCCACCGUUAAAAGGAGAGGAAAGCUAAACCGAAGAGGAGGAGAAGGAGGAGCAUCGCAAGCACCUUGCACUCGUCCAUCAGCACCCUUCAUCCCUCCAUCACCAGGAGGACAAGACUUGGCCUGUGCUUCGCGGUGCUCCAGGACAGAUCUGUAAAAAGAAAGCAAAUGCAUAUACACACUCUUAAUUCCCAACAGCUUUUUUAUUUUUUGCAUUUUAUUUGAUGAGAUACUUGUGUAAUUUGAAAAAAAAAAGUAUGUUCAGCUUUUCAGCGGAAGAGAAUAGCCUGCCUGCUCUAUCCUCAACCAGAAUACAAAAACUGACUGCUAUAACGUGUAAUUUGUCAGCUAAACAUGUUUUUAUAGGGAACUUUUGGUUUCAUCCCUUCCCCCUUUACCUUCUUCAUAAUGUUUGUAAGUGUCUAUGCCUUGAUUUAUUAAAUAGACUCUGUGUUGUAAUAAAGUGUUUACUGGGGUUGCCAUGUGUUCAUACUCUUGAGUUCCUUGAUGCAUUAGUACUGCAGUAAGAAUAGUUAGGUUUGCGCUGGGGCCGUUUAGUGUGUAGGGGGAAAAACGACCCCCUUGUGCCAUGAUGCCUUUGAAUUCAGGACCUGCUCAGCAGUGAUGUUUUGUGAAGUGUUUUUUUUUUGUUUUGUUUGUUUGUUUUUUUAAAGCACAAAAUAUGAAUACAUUACACUGUAAAUGUGCCAGAAAGGCUUCUUUGGACUGGGGUUUAACAGAUAUAAAACAUUUGAGGCAAACACAGAUUCUGAAAGGUUAAACAUUCUGAUGUUGGCUGGAACAAUUUUAUGUUGGCUGUUUAAGGGUUAACCCCGUUAUUGCGAUGGACUGAUGCAGAUAGAGGAAAAACAGAUCAAGAACCACUUUGGUCCCCAGUACAGCCUUUCAUUUCAAUGGUUCUUUAAAGGGGUCCAUUGAAAGGAGCUUCAGGAACCAAACAGUAGUUGUUCUUUGGCACUCUAAAGAACCCCUUUUUGGCACUAUUAAUUUUAAGAUUCUAGUUGAGCUUUUAGAGGUUAGCUCACUUUUCUUGUACAUUCCAGUGCAGGUUUUUUUUGGAAGUAGCUUGAUUGAAAGCAAUUUUGGACGUCUGAGCCACCAGCUGUAACCUGUGAACUGAUGGUUUACUCCAUUUGACAGAUAUGAAAGUUUAUUGCACCGAUUCCUCUUUUUGUUUGUGGUGUUUUCUUUGUCCCUUUUUAUUUAUUUAUUUUAUUUUACUCCCUCGACAACACUAAACUACUUGAAAUUUUGAUGCACUGUCAUAGUAGAAGUGAGGUAUUUGGUUUAACAGCCACUUUAAUGUUUGCAUAUACACAGUGUAACUAAUGUCAGUGUCUGAGUAUAUGCAUAAACAGGCUGUUACUGUAUCAUUCUUUGUUCUGAUUACGAACUUCAGAUGUUCCCUGAAAAUGUCGUGUAAAAAGCUUGUGACGGACGUGGAAAUGUAACAUGUUAAUGAGAUUUUUGAUCAGGCCCCAUAUGUUGUUUUAGAGGAAGGUCUGUGAUGAUAUUUCAGAUAGUUGAGUUGGAUAUUAAGCAGCAAAAUAGUAACACAUGGGCGUUUUUACUUGGACAUUGCACCCGUGUUAGGAAUUGGUGAUUUCAGUAGGGAAAUGUCAAGAAUUUAUGGAAGAUCCUGUUAUGUUAUUAACAAGAACUUCACCUGAAAAUUUAACUCUGUUCAGAAUGCAACCCGACUGCUUUUAAUGCAUUGUGAUGGUAGGUGUGAGGUAUUUGGGGACAGCAUGCUUGAUCUUUGCAUAUACACAGUGUAGUCACUGUCAUACACAUGACUGAUUGUUAAUGUACCAACCUUUGUCUCAAUUACGAGCUUUAGAUGUACCCUAGAAAUGUCCCGUUUAAGACUUAUGAUUAACAUUGAAUGUAAUAUUACUCCAAAUUUUUGACAAGUUGUCCGGACAUCAGCUUGUAUAUGUAUGUAUUCUAGCUAAAAGUAGUAGCGUUUAUGAUAUUAAGCACUAAGAUAGUGAGGCAUCAUGGGCAUUUUACUUGCAUUUGGUGCAGGUUCAUUUCAGUAGAGACAUGGGGACAAGAAUUUCAAAAAGCUGUAAAUUUUGUUAUUAACCAAGUAAUGUUUUAAUGUGUUAACAGGAGCUUCACCCAAAAAUUGUAUUCCAAUUUAGGUCAACUUUUCACUAACUUGCUGAGCAAAAGCCUUUUGAGCUACUAAAUGUGCUCAAAAACAUCAAUAUGAAAAGCUCAGUAUAUACCCACUUUGAAAACAUUUAGCAGUUUUCAGAGAUUUUAAAAUCUAUAUGAUUUUUGGGUGACAUUUGUUGGUGAACACUUGUAGAGUUGACGGUUGAAAGUUGGAGUAAGGACAUGUUAGGCUGCUUUUCUUAUGAAUGAGUGACCGUCAGCUGAAGCAGAAAAGUGGAGUCUUCAGGCCCUUCCUGUCUGGCCUCCAGGAGUAGAAGGUAAGUUUAUUGUAGCUUCACACAGAGUUAUAAAUGUCCCUAGGUUAUAGUUGUAGUUCAGGUAUCUUUAUUUAUUAAUUUUUGGAUUGCUGUUUAACUCUUGAAACUGAACAUGUAGGUGUAAUUUGAAUUUCUGUCCACAUGCUUUCAAAUGUUUUCACUAUAUUAGUGAUGUUCUCAGGAAAACAGCUUUAAGGUCAGGCUUGUGUUUGCAACUUAUCACAAGUGUUGACCACAGGUAGGUUUUUAAUUUUGACUGAUGCAAACGAGGGCACUUGGUCCUGUGGUAUAUUUGGCGCAUUUGAAAGGCAGCCCAUGAUAACUUCAUUUCAACAGUGCUUCAGCUGGAAUUCGAACAGUCAGAUUCAGCCCAUUUUUCGUGAAUGGACUAAUUAGGCUGGGUGAGAAGCACGUGGCUUUAUGUACUCAGCAAUUCACUGACUUUGUUAUUGUAGCUAUUUUGACAGUUCAUCAAUAAAUUUUACAAAAGCA
Messenger RNA from Pygocentrus nattereri (red-bellied piranha), 4669 nucleotides. RefSeq names its product cleavage and polyadenylation specific factor 6 (gene cpsf6). Gene Ontology annotation, molecular function: mRNA binding. Lineage: Eukaryota; Metazoa; Chordata; Actinopteri; Characiformes; Serrasalmidae. The record is from RefSeq and is a predicted model, not a curated record. The transcript has 10 exons. Gene Ontology annotation, biological process: mRNA alternative polyadenylation. Gene Ontology annotation, cellular component: mRNA cleavage and polyadenylation specificity factor complex. The coding region runs from base 81 to 1727 and encodes 548 amino acids.